This is a messenger RNA of Prosopis cineraria, 2198 nucleotides long. RefSeq names its product aspartyl protease family protein 2-like. The record is from RefSeq and is a predicted model, not a curated record. Lineage: Eukaryota; Viridiplantae; Streptophyta; Magnoliopsida; Fabales; Fabaceae. The coding region runs from base 387 to 2030 and encodes 547 amino acids. Gene Ontology annotation, biological process: proteolysis. The transcript has a single exon. Gene Ontology annotation, molecular function: aspartic-type endopeptidase activity.
AUUUGUUCUUCGACGAUCUUCUUCUUCCCCUUUUCAUACGCCUCAACCUCUCAGAAUCCCCUCUUUCCUUCCUUCUUCCUUCCUUUCUUCUUUCUCUUUCUUUCAUUUUCUCAGCUUAUAUACUUCUCAUCUUUCCCACCACAAAUAUUUCCCUCCUCAAAUCUCUCACUCUAUUCAUUAUUUUCCCCAGAUUUUAAUUCUGGUUCAUUUUCUUUGUGGGCUUCCAAACAAUCCCUCUCUGGGACUUCUGGAGCUGUAACUUUCAUUUGCGAGCAAGUUCUCGCUCUCCUCCUCCUCCUCCUCCUCCUCCUCUUUCUGGGAUUUUUUGCUGCUUUUCUGGUUUGAUUUUCCUUGGCCCCAAACAGGGGCAGAUCAUUAUCAUUGCAAUGGUUUUCAAGGCUUCUUUCAUUCUUGUUAUUCUCAUAUUAUAUUCUUUCUCUGUGGAAGUCGUUUCUGGAAAUCUCAAUAACAAUGGCUCUUCACUAGCCGCCAUUAAAUUACCUGACCACCCAAGCUUCGAUUCGAUUUCAUCUUCAAAUUCUGGGUGUGCCUUCUCGAAUGAAGAAAAUUUUGGUCGUUCAGAAGAUGAUGAAGAAGAAGAUGGGAGGAAGGCUUUUCAGUCACUGAAUCCAAACAUGGAAUCAGUGAAACUCCAUUUGAAGCACCAAUCUACGAGCAAACACACAGAGUCCAAAAAGUCUCUGGUUGAUUCUACAGUGAAGGACUUGACCAGAAUUCAGACCCUUCACGAAAGAGUCAUGGAGAAGAAGAACCAGAACACCCUCUCACGGCUGCAGAAAGCUAAGAACCGCCCAAAACAACCACAAAAUUCGGCGGCGGCUUCACCGCCGGAGUAUAUUUCAAGUGGGUAUUCCAGCCAGAUGGUGGCAACACUGGAAUCAGGAGUAACACUUGGCUCUGGAGAAUACUUCAUUGAUGUUUUUGUUGGUACACCUCCUAAACACUUCUCUCUCAUACUUGACACUGGCAGUGAUCUUAAUUGGAUCCAGUGUGAACCUUGUUAUGCAUGUUUUGAUCAAAAUGGACCUCACUAUAACCCUAAACAUUCAACUUCUUUCAAGAACAUAAAUUGCCAUGAUCCUAGGUGUGAACUAGUGUCAUCCCCAGAUCCUCCUCAGACAUGCAAAGAUGAAAACCAGACGUGUCCAUAUUUUUACUGGUAUGGAGAUAGUUCAAACACAACUGGUGAUUUUGCAUUAGAGACUUUCACUGUUAAUCUCACAAACCCUACUGGCAAAUCAGAACUGAAGCUUGUGGAGAAUGUCAUGUUUGGUUGUGGACAUUGGAAUAGAGGCUUAUUUCAUGGUGCUGCUGGGUUAUUAGGACUGGGAAGAGGACCAUUGUCUUUUGCUUCUCAGCUUCAAUCUCUGUAUGGCCAAUCAUUUUCCUACUGUCUUGUGGACAGAAACAGUGAUACAAAUGUCACAAGCAAGUUGAUUUUUGGGGAGGAUAAGGAUCUUCUGGGACAUCCAGGUUUGAAUUUCACAUCUUUUGUGGGUGGGAAAGAGAACCCAGUUGACACAUUUUAUUACCUUCAGAUAAAAUCUGUGAUGGUUGGUGGUGAGAUUCUGAAGGAGAUACCAGAAGAGACAUGGGCUUUGUCUCCAGAAGGUUCUGGAGGGACAAUCAUUGAUUCUGGAACAACUCUGACAUAUUUUGCAGAGCCCGCAUAUCAGAUCAUCAAGGAGGCUUUUGAGAAGAAUAUUAAAGGGUACCCUAGGGUUGAAGGUUAUCCUCCAUUGGGGCCAUGUUAUAAUGUUUCUGGGUUGGAGAAAAUGGAGCUUCCUGAUUUUGGGAUACUGUUUGCUGAUGGGGCUGUGUGGAAUUUCCCAGUGGAGAAUUACUUCAUCCAGAUUGAACCAGAAAAUGUUGUGUGUUUGGCAAUUUUGGGGACUCCUAGGAAUGGUCUUUCCAUAAUUGGAAACUAUCAGCAGCAGAAUUUUCACAUUCUGUAUGAUACCAAGAAAUCCAGACUUGGGUAUGCACCAAUGAACUGUGCUGAUGUAUAGCAGAAACACUGAAUUCCAAAGGGUAGUUUUUUCCCCCCUUUUUCUUUUAAUUAAAUUUGUUUAAAUAGGUAUACUUAUAGAAGGUUCAAGGAUUUUCUAAAGUGAUUGAUUGUAAAAUUUUUGUAUAGUUCAAGGAGAUAGUAAUACCAAAGGUUCCAACUUUUUAUA